GGCAACUGGAGUCCUUGCCCUCGCAUGCGCCGCGCCGUGAGUGCGGCUAGGCACCUGCUGCAGAGCGUUGCCGUGGUGCUCUUCUGCUUCCUGCCGCUGCUGCCGUUGCUCCUGCUAUUCUUCGCCAUUAUCUUUCCGCCACUAGCCAUCGCCGGCUCGCUUGUCUCCGGCGACGAUAUCGGCCUGCCACCUGCCUGGCAUCGCUGGCGCCGGCUGCCUCUGCUCGUCCGGCUACCGUUCGUCCUUUUCGUGCACCUCCCGAUCGGCAUGUACUGGCUCCUCGGGUUUAUUGUCGAGGGCUUCCUUCUGAAGCCGGCAGCUCUCCUCGCCUACGAGCUCUUAGCCCGCGGCCCUCCUCGGACCACAGAGCCCUGCGAGUCGGAUGUCGAGUCCAACGAACCCAGCUCUCGGCGUCCGGCGCCGGCCAGCGAGGACGGAGGACGCUAUCGGGAGCACGACUCAGUUUGGGCGGCGCUCGAGGGCGACGGGGACAAAAUCAUACGCGGCGAUGUGCGGUUGCUUAGCCUCUCGUGGCUGAUGGGGCUGGCCGACCAGAAUGGGGUGCUGCCGCGCCGGCAGGAGCUGCCCGAGGAGGCGUUUCUGGACGCGGCGCGGCUGAAGCGGAUAGAGGCGGGCGCGAGGCGCAGCCUCGAUGUGCGCCGGUUCGAGCGCGUCUUCGCCGCCUGGAGCAAGGGCGGCGGCGGCCUCUCCCCCUUCCUCGGCUUCAUGGCGACCCCGCUGCACAGCAAGCGCAACGCCGACGGGCUCCUUCCGAUCGUCUCCAUCUCCUACUGCUGGCUCGAGGCCGCGCAUCCGGAUCGGGAGGGCCGCCAGCUGCAGCUGCUCUGCCGCAAGCUGCGGAGUCUGUACGGCGGGCGCGGCCUGCUCGGCGCGUGCCGCGAGUACGGCUUCUCCGACAUGGGCGUCUUCCUCGACUGGUCCUCGGGCUACCAGAAGGACCCGGCGCUGUGGAGAGGGUGGAUGGCGGACCAGGCGCUGUACGCCAAGAGCGACGGCGCGCUCAGUGAGCAGCAAGCCGCCGACCGGCGCGCGUACGAGGCGAGCCGAACCGCGGAGCAGAAGGCCGCCUUUGAUCGCAUGCUGAGCAACACGAUGGAUCUGUGGUACGCGCACUCCGCCAUCACCGUGGUGCUGCUCACGCAGCUGCCCGACGAGCUUCCCGCCGGCUUCGACCCGAGCCGGACCUACGACAGCCGCGGAUGGACGACCUUCGAACGGUGCUCCGCCGAGCUAGCAAAGCUCAGCUCUUUGCAGUCGGCUCGGUGGAGCCUUGUCAUCGACGUCUCUGACGAGGGCGGCGGCGCGGAGCGGCGCCUUCCGACGACGCCGCAGCGCAUGGCGAAGCUGCUCGCCGGCUGCCGCUUCACCAACGGAGCAGACUCCUCCCUUGUGCUGCAGCUGUACGCGAAGACGGCGGCCGCGGUGCUGGGGACGGUGAGAGAACUCAGCUACGUAGGGCUGCCGCUCGUGCGCGGCGACGAGUGGACCUCGCCGACGCGCCUCGCAGAGGCCCUCAACUAUUGCGAGCGGCUGCAGGAGCUGGCAGUCUGCGGCGCUCGUCUGGACGACGAGGGAGCGAGAGAACUCGCGGCCGGGAUCGACCAUGGCGCGCUGCCUGAGUUAGACAUACUGUCGCUCAACGGCAGCCGCUUUGGCGCAAGGGGCGUCGCGGCCGUCUGCAGUGUCUUCGAGCGGGGCGUGGCGCGGAGGCUGACGCUCCUCACGCUGAUGGGCACGCCCAUCGGCGACGAAGGGGCGGCGGCGCUGGCCUCGGCGCUGGAGACACGGGCGCUGCCUCCGAAGCUCGCGCUCUCCGUCUCCUUUUGCGAUGUCGGCGAUACGGGUGCGAAGGCGAUCGCCGCUGCGCUGCGCCGCGCAGGCCCGGGAAGCCGCUGUCGCGUCUUUUGCUACUGGAACAGGAUCGGACUCGCCGGCCGGUCGGCGCUCCUUGGGGCGCUCGAGGCCCAGCACGGGCCGGCGUUUGACCACUUGCUUGCAGGGACGCAGCACACUUGGCUGCCUGGGUCGGCGGCGUUCGUGCGCGCGAUGGCGAGGGGGUUGCGCAGCGCUAGCGAGAGCGGUACCUUUCUGCCCACGUGAGGCACAAUCGUCUGUGUGUUUAAAGAAAGAAACAAAG
This is a messenger RNA of Emiliania huxleyi CCMP1516, 2158 nucleotides long. RefSeq lists its product as hypothetical. Bases 25 to 2121 code for a protein of 698 amino acids. Gene Ontology annotation, biological process: activation of GTPase activity; nucleocytoplasmic transport. Gene Ontology annotation, molecular function: small GTPase binding; GTPase activator activity. The record is from RefSeq and is a predicted model, not a curated record. Lineage: Eukaryota; Haptophyta; Isochrysidales; Noelaerhabdaceae. Gene Ontology annotation, cellular component: perinuclear region of cytoplasm; cytosol; nucleus. The transcript has 5 exons.